AUGGAAUUCACCAACUUACCUGACGAGGUCAUUGUCCAUGUGCUCAAGAACUCUAGUCCAUCCACAGUAGCCAAAUUUCGUCGUAUGAAUCGAAGGAUGAAUGAUCUUAUCAAUCAUCAUCGUCUUGGUCGACCAGUAGUCGAUGAAUUCAGUGUUACUAUACGAACGGCACCCAGUCGGUCAGCUCCUAUGGGUCGUAUACAACUAAAGAAGAACUCUAACCAAAUGAAAAGAAAAGUGAUGUUCACUAUGAAAAGAAAGAACAAGCACCAUCAUUUGGUUGAAGAAGAGAAUGUGGAAGGUCCAAGUAACCCAUCCGAAUCCCAAAUCAUCGAAAAAACUUUGAAAACCGUAAAGCUCGCGAACCGCGUUUCAUUUGAUGGAAUUAAUGUAGACAGCAGCUUUCAUAAAAUGGUAACAUCACGUUGGAACGAUCUCAGUUCUGUCAACAAUCUCACUUUCACUCUAUGUCGAAUGAAUUUAACGGAAGAGGAAUUAACAAGCAUUCUCCUGAAGACCGGACUCAAUUCAUUGACAUUAGAUUUCUGUCAUUUCCAUACAGACGUGAUCAACGACAAGAUUCUGAGGUUGCUACCUGAACUGGAAUGCUUAAGAAUUCAGCCAAGAUCACCCCUCUACUUAGCUGAAUUAACAGACAAUACCUUGAGAGCAUGGAGUCAGAAACCACCAAGAACUAUCGCGCUCUAUAACUGCAUUACCUCUUUCACAAUCCAAGGAAUUGUUGAUUUCGUUAAGGUAGUGCCUAACACAGAAGCCGAAUGGGAUUUUGGUAGAGUACUUCCCUCUACUAAUUCAGCGGAGGCUUUACUUUCCUUGACUAUGACCCCUGGAGUUACAGUCAAUGUUUCUGAUGAUUACCGAUCCAGACGUAUACAAGUAGAUAGAUUGAAAUCCAAAAUUGCUUUCAAUUUACUAACAGAAGAGAUUUUCACUUAA
Auanema sp. JU1783 is the source of this 957-nucleotide messenger RNA. NCBI's taxonomy places the organism in Eukaryota, Metazoa, Nematoda, Chromadorea, Rhabditida, Rhabditidae. The record is from the annotation of a GenBank genome assembly.